CGUUAUUUCGCUUCACACCGUGUUUGCGUUCACAACUCAUUCGGUUCGGGUUCUGCAUUUUAUUUUAUUAUUAUUUUUUUUUGUUUGUUCUGCUCCUGCCUGGGUGCAGUUUCUUCGUAAGUCGGCUCAUCACAGGAGUUGGCGCCCUCUCUCGCGCCGACGGGGAAUGUCGUCGUCUCAUCGAUUCAGUGAAAAUUAAUGCGGAAAAUUCGCAAAUGGACAUCUGAACAGAAAGAGCAUUAAGUAGGAAAUCCACAUCAUCAAUCCAAGUCAACCAAUGGGACCAACUCACUGUGACUCGAAGUGGACACAAUCAGCAUCCGAUUGCCAGGAGCAGAAGCAACAUCAUCAGCAGCUACAGUCGCAGCAGCCACUGCAGGAGGAGGCGGAGGAGCUGGCAUCAUAGGAGCAGCAACGUCUGCAGCAGCUGCGCUAGGUGACGGCGUCUCCGUCACCGGCUCGUCAAGGAUGUCGAGCCGCAAGCCAGGAGCCGCAGCCACAACGGGAGCCGCCCCUAAGGCGGAAACCCCAACCGCAGCCGUCCUGGAGGACACUGCGAAUACCUCAGCCACUGUGAUCCUGCCAGCCAGCAGCGAGGACCAAUCUUCAAGCACUGGCGAGGAGCAAGCCACAGCCGGAGCCACAGCCACAGCCGGAGCCACAUCCCCCCCUCCCGAGGACAAGGAUAUUGAGGGGGAAAAAGAGAAAGCGGUAGAGCAGGAGCAGCAGUCCAGCGGGGAUGCCAAUUCGAAUGUGGACCGAGGCCAGUCCUCCCCCGCGACAAUAACCGAGGGGGUGGUGGUGGUGGUCCCACCAAAGCCACCCACGCCCACAAUUGUCAGCGAUGGACUGGCCAGCAAGAGUGUUCGAAUCACACGACUCUCGUCGCCGCUUCUGUUGCUUAGCUCUCCCACAACCACCGCCACCGCCACCGCCACGAGGAAUCGUGAGGCAAGCGAAGAUGGCGAGGAGCCGCCACCGCCACCGUCGCAGUCGUCGGGAAGUCAGAGGAAGAGCUCGGCGGAGCGCUCGGUUGUUGCCCCCGUCAUUCGCGGACGCAAGUCCAUUAAGGAUCUGAAAGAAGCCAAAGAAGCCAUCGCCAAGCUCGAGGAUGGGCCAGUGCAAGUCAAAGAGGAGGCCAUCGAUGGCAGCGAACUGGAAUCCCUGCCACCAGCAGCAGCAGCAGCCGCAGCCGAUGAAAAAGACAAAGAUACAAAAGACAAGGAAAAGGAGAAAGAAAAGGACAAGGAAAAGGAGAAAGAAAAGGACAAAGAGCAGCAUCCUGCGCCGACUUGCAAUCGUGUCACCCGCAAGUCACACGCCCAGGAGCAGGCCAACAACACACGCGUCACUCGCAAUCGUCGCCAAUCCUCGACGGUGCCCGCCUCCAGCGAACAGCAGCCGCAGCCACUGCCGCCAGCACGCGGCCGCCGACCGAGAAAGUCCCAGGCAGUGGUCCCAACGCCUCUGGAGCCGGCCACCAAGCGCAAGCGCUCCGAGGACGACGUUGAGAGUGCGACAAAGUACAGUAAAGUUGAGGUGAAGGCGCCGCCACCGGAUGACGAGAUCGACGAUGCGGCGGACACUGCCGAAGAGCCACCCAAGGCUGCUGCACUGAUCAAGCAUGAAGUUUCUGAAAGGGACACAAUCUCUCCAGCAACCACACCCUCAUCCGCCCCUCCUUCUGCUGCUCCGACACCAACCUCAGGGGGACGACGGGGUCGGGGCAGACCACAGACCAAGAAUGCUGGAGGUGCAGCAGGUGCUGCCACAUCCACCAGCACGCGUGCCACACGUCUGAGCAAGGCAGGAUCGCCGGGUGGACUGGGAUUGGGAAUGGGAAUUGCCGCUGCUGCCGAGCCGCUGAUGGCCAAGCGGCGACGGGUGGGCUCCACCACACGGAAGACCGCAUCUGCCAGUUCGCUUGCCACCAGUUCGCAUGGCGGCGGGGACGAGGACUCCAAGGACAGCAUGGCAUCGUCCAUGGACGACCUGUUGCUGGCUGCCGCCGACAUCAAGAUGGAGAAGCUGACGCCGGACUUUGAUGACAGCCUGCUCCUGCCAGUGGAUCCUGUGGUGGGCUUGCUGAAGGACACACAGACACAGGCCAUGGAAGAUGAGGGCUCCACCACCAGCGGAGGGGGGGCCAACGGUCAUUCCUCCGGUCAUGCCUCCUGCAUUGAACCGCUCACCGUGGACGCCGAUCCAGCGGAGGCCGAUAAGGAUAAGCCGAAGGAGUCGCCCCUGGAGGCGACGGAACUGCCAGAGUCCGAGUCGGAGUCUGCCUCAGGAUCGGUCUCCGCAUCCGGCGAGGCUGGCAAGGCUGCCUCGCUCAGUCCCGACAUGAUCAGCGUCAAGUUUUACAAGAAGUUCCUGGCCAACAAUCUGGGCAUCGAGAAGGACCCAGAGCUAGGGGAGAUUGUCCAAAUAGCCAGUCACAGCGAAGUGGAAGUCGAAGCUGAAGCCGAGUCGGAGCCUGAUCCAGAAGCGGAGGUGGAGACAGAAGCGAAAACUGAAGUGGAGCUGGAGCUGCAGCUAAAGCCAGAGUCCGGAACGGAACCGGAGGCGGACGCGGAAGCCGAGGCCGAGGCAGAAGCGGAAGGCAAAUCCGCGUUGGAUGAUUCCUUGUACUCGAACAGCUCCCUGAAGGCAGGUACACUUCGGCUGGAGGAAAGCACCGAGGAGCGAGGACACACGGAUGAUGUCGCUGUAAAUGGGGAUGAUGGCCAUGCGGUGGACGAGGAUGACUUUGACGAAUUGGAUCACGAGAUUAUGGAGCAGCUGGCCAGGGUCAAGGCCAUGGGUGUUGCCAGUGAUCCAGAUCCAGUGACUGAAAGUGAUUCAGCUAAUGCUGAUCCGGAAGGAUUUGAGGGAAAGAAACUGCCGGCGGUAACAGAUGAAGAGCCAUCGCUGCCUGUGCCAACGGAUGCGGCGGAGGAGCAGCAGGCGGAGCAGGCGGGACACUGUGUCGUGGAGGUGUUGGGGAAAUUGACAACAAACGAUGCGGACACAGAAAUGGAAAUGGAUGUGGACGUGGAUAUGGAAGCAGAAGCAGACGCAGAGCCAGAGGAUGACUCUGAGCCAGAGAAAGCACAGCAGGAGCUGCCUUUGAUGGCGGAUCAUGAAAUGGACAAUGAUUUUCCAGAGGAGAACAAGGAGAACCUAUCGAUGUCGAGCACAUCGCCCAGGCGAUCCAGUCACGAAGGUCUCGACAUUCAGCUGACCCUCAAGGAUGAGGAGGACGAGGAGAAGCCUUUGGCGGCCAUAACAGCCACCGAAACGAAGCCCCAUCUGGAUGCAGGCGACGACUCCGCAGCUCCUCAGCUCAGCUGCCUAAAGGUCCUCAAGGACCACAAGGAGCAGUCCGAAGAGAAACUCCUGCCCGCGUCUCUGGAAUGCACGAGCAAUGCCGAGGCCAAUGGCCAGCAGGAGAUGGGACUCUCUGGCGAUGAGAAGGAGCGGCGCGAUCAAGAGAUUCAUCUUCAUAAUCUUGGCCUGCUCACGCACCAGGCUGCCGAGCAGCGGCGCCAGGACCUGCAGGAGGCUCAGACACGGCAGGCGCAGUACCAGCAACAGCAUCCGCAGCCCUAUCCAAGCGGAAAACGACGAUCUACGGCUGUGGCUGGAGCGGCAGCGGGAGCGGGAGCAGCUGCAGGAUCGGGCUUGGGCGGCAGCGCCACUCACGUGGAGUCCAGCGGAACACUGAAGACUGUCAUCAAGCUGAAUCGAAGCAGCAACGGUGGAGCCGGCGGCAGUGGCGGCGUGCCCACGGGCACUGUCAUCCAUGGCAGCGGCUCCUCUGGCUCUGGCUCAUCCUCCUCCUCGAUGGGCAGUGCCACGCGAAAGGCGAGCGCUGCCAGCACAGGGUCAGGCAUUGGCUGUGGUGCCCACGGCGUACGCCGUCAAUCCCUCAAGAUGACAUUCCAAAAGGGUCGCGCCCGCGGCCAUGGGUCAGCGGAUCGAUCUGCCGACCAGCAUGGCGUCCAUGCCGAGGACUCCUACUACACCAUCCAGAACGAGAACGAAGGUGCGACCAAGUCGAAUAUACCGUCGGGUAAUUCUGGCCGAAAGACCAAUAACCGUUUCAGUUCGACUAACAACAACAACAACAACCAAAACAACUCGACGAUAGCCAAGCACUUGGGUGCGCUCCAGCAUAGAUCUCUUUUGGAUUCAUCGCAAUCGGAGGGUCAUGGUGGCCAUGGAGUGGCGGAUCAUGGCUUCUAUCAAAUGGUGAAAAAGGAUGAAAAGGAAAAGAUAUUAAUACCAGAGAAGGCAUCUUCGUUCAAGUUCCAUCCGGGGCGACUGUGCGAGGACCAGUGCUAUUAUUGCAGCGGCAAGUUCGGGCUGUACGACACGCCCUGCCAUGUGGGACAGAUCAAGUCGGUGGAGCGACAGCAGAAGAUCUUAGCAAAUGAGGAAAAGCUGACUGUGGACAACUGCCUGUGCGAUGCCUGCUUUCGGCAUGUGGAUCGUCGCGCCAAUGCGGCGCCCUACAACAAGAAGCGUCUCUCGGCACCCGGCCACUUGGAGACGGGUGGCCCUGGCGGCCCUGGUGGCAGUUCCGUUUCUGGCUCAAAUAUGGACAAGAACUAUGCGGGCGAUGGUGUGUCCGCCGAAGGUGCCGAAUUGGGCCCCUCCACAUCGGCGGGCAGUGCGCAGCGUUCGUGCGCCGUGAAGGAUUGCUGCGAGACAGCCGGACAUCAGUUGCGACGCAAGUGCAUACGCAAGAGCGUCAAGAAGUUCCAGCUAAGCUUCGAGAUACCCGCCGGCACAUCGAUCGUCUGGCUGUGCGAGGCCCACUACAACACGUUCAUUCAGUUCACCGGCUGUGUCCUGUGCAAGCGGCGGCUGGGCAAGAAUCACAUGUACAACAUAACCACGCAGGACACCGAUCGACUGGAGAAGGCGCUCACGGAAAUGGGCAUACCCGUUCAGUUGGGCAUGGGCACCGCCGUGUGCAAGCUGUGUCGCUACUUUGCCAAUCUGCUGAUGAAGCCACCCGACAGCACCAAGUCCCAGAAGGCAGAGUUUGUCAAGAACUAUCGCAAAAGGCUGCUCAAGGUGCACAAUCUGCAGGAUGCCAGCAAUGAGGUGUCCGAGGCGGAGGAUGAGGCGGUUGAGCAAAAUGCACCAUCCGCUGCGUCCACAAGUGCAGCCGCCUCCACGCACGAGGAUGCCGAGAUGCAGCCGCUGGUGGUGGACUUUGACGGUCCCACGGACUCGAAUUCGAGCAGCUCCUCCAUCACGGCCGCUGCAGGCACGGCAACUGGCACCAGCAAGCAGAUAUCCAAGCUGCAGGCCAUCCUACAGCAGAAUCUGCCUGGCGAGCCUCAGGCCAGUGGCAGUGGGAGUGGCAGUGGAGCUGCAAAUGGUUCGGCAAACAGUUCGAAUGCAGCGAAUCCGGACAUAUCGAAUGUGCUGCGCGGCAACCCGAACAUCUCGAUGCGCGAACUCUUCCACGGCGAGGAGGAGAUGGGGCUGCAGUUCAAGGUGCCCUUCGGCUGCAGCAGCAGCCAGCGCACGCCGGAAGGCUGGACGCGCGUGCAGACCUUUCUGCAGUAUGACGAGCCGACGCGCCGACUCUGGGAGGAGCUACAGAAGCCGUAUGGCAACCAGAGCUCCUUCCUGCGUCAUCUUAUUCUGCUGGAGAAGUACUAUCGCAACGGGGACUUGGUGCUGGGUGCCCAUGCCUCAUCCAAUGCCACCGUCUACACGGAGACCGUGCGCCAGCGUCUAAACUCCUUCGACCAUGGCCACUCCUAUGCAGGAACUGCAGCGGGAAAGCGGCCCACAGCAGCCGACUCUCCGGGCUCGUUAUCGCAGGCAGUUUCGGUCACUGGCAGUGCCCUGGCCACGCCCAUCGCCAACUCUAACCAAUCUGCAGAUCAAGCCGCGCAGGGAGAUCCCCUCAUUCCGCUGGUGGAGCUGAACGACGACGACGAUGAGGACGGCGGCCAUGAGGGCCAGCGAUCCCCAAAGGAGGAUUUGAACUCGCACUUGGAACGCCUCACCAACGUCUCGGUGGACAAGCUGACCAAGCAGCUCAGCUCGAAUGCGGUGACCAUUAUCGCCCGUCCCAAGGACAAGGCAGUGCCGCCGAGCACCGCCGCAGCCGCAGCCACAGGCAGCACAGGAACAGGCACAAGCACAGCCACAGUCACAGCCAAACCAGCCACACUCGCCUCGUCGCCGGCAUCGAUCUCCUCUGCGUCGUCUGUGUCGUCGUCACCCGAGGGGGGUGAAGGUGGCACCCAGAAGGCGGCAACCUUGUCUCCCGCCCAGUUCAAGAAUGCCCCGCCCCUGGUGCCCACCAGCAGCGCCAACAGUCGGAGCAUACUGAAGACCAACCUUCUGGGCAUCAACAAGUCCGUUGAGAUUGUGCCGCUCUCCGCGUCGCUGCCCAUCUCCACCAGCCUGACAGCCGCCACAUUGAUCGCCAGUCACUCGACCGGCACGAAGACUGGCCCAGCUGCCGCCGUCUCGUAUUCCGCCCAGGAGAAGCCACACAAGAUUCUCGAUGUGGCCAACAAGCUGCUUAGCACCCAAAACGAGAGCAAGUCCCAGCAGCAACAGCAGCAGCAGGCGGGCGCACGUCUGGGCGGGGGCCUCCACUCCAAGCUGAAGCCGACCACGCCGAUGAGUCUACACCAGCAGCAGCAGCAGCAGCAACAGGCAGCGGCAUCCGCAUCCGCAGCGUCCACGAAGACGCCAACGGGCCAUGUGGUGCAGCUGCUGAACUCACCGCCGGAGUUGAUCAGUUUGGCGCGAAGAAGAACGGCCGGUGGGGGGCCCGCAGCUGCAGCAAUGGCUCCGGCUGGCUCCAGCUGGAUGGGCAAUCAUCUCAGCAGGCGACUGCAGCUGCAGAAGGCUGGAGCGGCAGGAACGACGGGAACAGUUGCUUCAGCAGGCAGUCGAGGGCCGGCCGCAUCGCCGAACGUGGUCAUACUGCCGGAAACACUGACCACGCAGGAGCGGCACGAGUGCAAGAGCUGGAAGCCCACACUGAUACCGCUGGAGGAUCAAACUCAUGUGACCAGCAAGUCGCAGGCUCUCUACCAGGCAGCCGAUGGCCGACGGCUGCCGGCCCUCGUUCAAGUGCAGUCCAGUGGCAAGCCCUACCUCAUCUCCAUCUUUGACUACAACCGCAUGUGCAUACUGCGAAGGGAGAAGCUGCUGCGUGACCAAAUGCUCAAGACCAACGCCAAGCCAAAGUCCGGCCAGGCACAGUUGCAAUCUCAGUCGCAAUCGCAGUCCGGUCAGAAUUCAGGCCCUCCCUUGAGUGCCGCUUACUCGAACAUGGUCAAGAUGGCACAGCAGCAGCAGACCGCACGACAGCAGCUCCAACAGCUGCAGCAGCAGCAUCAGAAGCAGCACUCACAGCAGCAGCAGAUGCCAACACUCCAGCCGGGAGGUGGAGCUGGCGCUGGUGCUGGUUCUGGAGCUGGAGCCGGAGCCGGAGCGGGGCGACUGGCCCGCCUGGCACCCAAGCCCAUGCCGCCGCUGAACAUUCCGCAGGUCGCCAGCCAGGGCCAUGCCCAACUGAACCUCAAUCACAGCCUAGACGGCAGCACCAGCAGCAACAGCGGCGGUAGCAGCUCCUGGCUGUGGAACAACUUCCCCGAUCCCAAGCAGUAUCUCCUGAAUGGCAACGGCGGCGGUACAGGCCCCACCGGCAAGAUGCCACACCUCACGCCCAAGCCCUCGACGGUCACUCUGAGCAGCGGCGGCAGCAGCAGCAGCAGCACCAGCCUCAAAACUGGCGGCCCCACCUACACUCUGAAGCAGCAGCAGAUGCAGAUGCAGCAGCAGAGGCUGAUUGACAAUGCCAUAUCGAAGAUACCCAAGAGCCUGAUUGUCAUUCCGCAGGGUGGCGACUCUUCGGGCUCCUCCAAAGAGUGAUGGCAUGCUGCAGAGUCAGUGCUGCUGGCACGUUGCCACGUUGUACGUUGGCAGUUGUGAAAAGCGAAGACCAUACCUAAAAAUCAGGAGAGCAAAAUCCAGAGAGCAGAAAGAGAAGCAGAAGCAUAAAGGAGGAGAAAAUCAAGAUAGUGUUUAAGACUUACUUACCACUUUUGUGUGUAUAAAACGAGAUAUACGGCUACGAAUAUGUCUAGACUUAAGUACUACAACUAAAUAAUUAGGCUGUUUGUUUGCGAACUGAAAAAUGUCCCGAGUAUCGGAGACAUCUCGAUCGACUCUAGAGAGAGAGAACUUCACUCGCAGUCGGAGCAAACUGGUGCCAGCAACUGACACACGAAAGCAGAUACGAGUUAAGGGCUACCCCUCGUUAGAUAUGCAUAUAAGAAAUACCUAAACCUAUACUCUAAUCGUCUCUAGGAUAUCGUAUAUAUUUUUUUAUUAGAUUUAAGGAGCACAUUCACUUGCGAUUCGUGUAUUAUAGAUACCAAAAUUGCUAGAGCGCCAAGUGGUUAGACGUAGAAAAGGUGGUAGAGAGAUUCCACAUAAACACACACUCACACACACACACAAUCAACACACACACACACACGCACCCAAGCUAAUGUUUAAAAUUAUAAAGAAAGAUCAAAGAAAGAUCAAUCAAAAUCUGCGGCACAAACGCGGCUCAUCGUAGUCCCAGCAGAGCUCGGUCUUGCGCUCAAUAUUCUCGAAUCCUGCACACAUUAUUUGAUUCGUACAUUUACAUUCAAAGUGCAUUCAAAGAAAUGAAAAAAGUCUGCGUUAUUGUGGUUAGCGAUUGCUUCGUUUCGUCUGGGCAGAUUCCUAAUUUAUAUUCAUUUUCAAUUUCCAUUUACUACACACAAACACACACACACUUGUAGAUUUUAAGGUUAAUUGUUACACGACUGUACAUAUGCAUACAAUAUACAUACAUUUAACAUGAGAAUGGAAAAAUACAUAAUACAAAAGAAAACAAAACAAAAACCCAAGAAAUCAAACACUAAAACAGAAAACAUUCAAAUUGAUCGGUGUCGAUUGAUGAUUCGAAGAAUUCUAGUACUAUAGAUCCCAUAAAAAGAGAAGAGGGAGGGCCUGGAGAGGAUCGUAUCGGAUCUCCCCAAAUGGAAUCGGUUUGACAAAUUGAAAAGCUUUCACCACAAAUCCAUACAAAUUUACUAAGAACCCAAACAACAAAUAAACAAAACGUAUAUACAUACAUAUAUACAAUAGAAUAUAGAGAUGAUAUCUAUAUGUGUAUGAAGAAGGAUAAUGAGGAGAUAUUUUAGUGAGCGGCGAGAAUACAAAUGUAAAAUAGCCUGUUAAGCAUAGAGAUAUAUUUAUACACUAUGAGAAAAUUCAAUUGUUGUUGUUGAAACAUUGAAAAUGUACGAGUAUUUAUAAAGCGAGCAAAGUCUAUUGAUAAUGAUAUAAAAAAACAAAACAAA
This is a messenger RNA of Drosophila subobscura, 9368 nucleotides long. RefSeq lists its product as uncharacterized. The transcript is spliced from 7 exons. The coding region runs from base 469 to 7902 and encodes 2477 amino acids. The record is from RefSeq and is a predicted model, not a curated record. NCBI's taxonomy places the organism in Eukaryota, Metazoa, Arthropoda, Insecta, Diptera, Drosophilidae.